Molecule: messenger RNA, 957 nt
Organism: Phytophthora sojae
Lineage: Eukaryota; Oomycota; Peronosporomycetes; Peronosporales; Peronosporaceae
Exons: 8
Coding region: 1-957 (318 amino acids)
Biological process (GO): mRNA splicing, via spliceosome
Cellular component (GO): catalytic step 2 spliceosome
Molecular function (GO): protein binding
Source: RefSeq, a predicted model, not a curated record
AUGAAGGAGGCAAGUGACGUGCCGAGCGUCUGCGUCCGCGAGCUCCAUGGCCACCACGGGCCUGUCAACGCCGUGCGCUUCAACUCCAAGGGCACGUACGUCAUGACCUGCGGCCAGGACAAGACGGUGAAGCUCUGGAACCCGCACCGCGACGGCGUCGACAAGCCGAACGAGGCGCUGCUGGUCAAGACGUACGAAGGCAGACACGGAUACGACGUGCAGGACGUUGCAAUUGCACACGACAACUCCAAGUUCGCCUCGUGUGGUCGAGACCGCGACGUCUUCAUGUGGGACGUGCCCACUGCUCAGGUUAUCCGCAAGUUCGAAGGCCACGAGCAUAGUGUGAAUUGCGUGCGCUACAAUGCGGAUUCGUCCGUGCUGCUGAGUGGCUCAUACGAUAAAACGAUUCGAGCUUGGGAUAUCAGGCAAGGUCAUGGAAAGGAGGAGGCUCGCAAUGCUUACAUGCCGAUUCAAGUUCUGGACGACUUCAAGGACAGUGUCACGUCCAUGGUUGUGACGGAACACGAAAUCAUAGCAGGAUGCGUCGAUGGGGUUGUGCGGACGUACGAUCUACGAGCGGGGCAGCUUUUUCGCGAGCAUAUUGAUGAGCCCGUGGUGUCAGUCGCGCACUCUCCUGAUGCUCGCUUCCUGCUUGCUGGAUGCCUGGAUGGAUCCAUCAGACUAAUCGAAAAAGCCAAAGGAACAGAAGUCAAGAGCUACCGUGGGCAUCGCGUCCAAGACUACAAAAUCGAAUGUGGCUUCUCAAGCGAUGGGGCGUACGUAGUGAGCAGUUCCGAGGACGGGAAGGUCUACUGGUGGGAUCUCGUGGACGCCAAGCAAAUGCACUCACUCGCUGCACACGAGAAACCGGUGCGAGCACUCGCUUGUCAUCCUGAGAGUAGUAUGUUCGUCACGGGCUGCACUGACGGCUCCGCUAAAGUUUGGUCUCACAGCUGA